Bufo bufo (common toad) is the source of this 610-nucleotide messenger RNA. RefSeq names its product LSM5 homolog, U6 small nuclear RNA and mRNA degradation associated (gene LSM5). The record is from RefSeq and is a predicted model, not a curated record. Gene Ontology annotation, cellular component: U4/U6 x U5 tri-snRNP complex; Lsm1-7-Pat1 complex; U6 snRNP. The coding region runs from base 166 to 441 and encodes 91 amino acids. Gene Ontology annotation, biological process: mRNA splicing, via spliceosome. Gene Ontology annotation, molecular function: RNA binding. The transcript has 5 exons. Lineage: Eukaryota; Metazoa; Chordata; Amphibia; Anura; Bufonidae.
UCAUACCCACCAGGAGGAACUUCAUUCUAGUCUCUACCAUUGAAUAGUAGAGUCUGACCGAUCGUUUACUGCGCAUGCGCGCAUCAUAGCUUCGGCGGUUGAUUGCACAAGCUGCCAGAAGGCGGACAAUUACGAAAACGCGUGAGUCCAGCAGUGUGGGCUAAGAUGGCGGCUAAUGUCACCACCAACCCUUCACAGUUACUUCCGCUCGAGCUAGUGGAUAAGUGUAUAGGAUCUCGUAUCCACAUUGUCAUGAAGAGCGAUAAGGAGAUUGUCGGCACGCUGCUGGGGUUCGAUGAUUUUGUUAAUAUGGUACUAGAAGACGUCACUGAAUUUGAGAUCACGCCUGAAGGAAGACGAAUUACGAAGCUAGAUCAAAUUCUGUUAAAUGGAAACAAUAUAACAAUGCUUGUACCUGGAGGAGAAGGUCCAGAAAUGUAAAUGGGUUGUGAGGCCGGACAACCAGCUGCAUCCUCCUUAUUUAUAUCAUUUUCUUAGAGCUGAAGGCCGAAUCGGAGAUUUUUUUUUCCUUACCUUAAUUACGGUGUUCUUGAAGGAAUACCUGGAUUUUUUUAUUUUUAAUACAAUGGUUGCAUUACGUAAUUCAUUU